AUACCCAAGAACCUCCUUCGCCACGUCUACUCCCUCCCCGCUUGCCCACACAUACAGUCUACUCUAGUCUCUCCAAUUCCCUCAGAGUAAUCGAAUCCCUCAACCUACCGUGUUCCUCCCCGCUUUGUUCGGCAUCUCAAGCAUCCUCGUGCUGGGCCUCCCUUGAUACGAGGCGACGACAUGUUCCGACGAAAGUGGUCAGGCCUGCCACCGGACCCCGAUUUCCCUACUGGUCUCAAAGAGCUCGGCUACUUCGUGAAUGAAGAUGACGAGAUCCGCUCCAUCCAAGACCCUCAGUACUACUUCAAGUACUUUUUGUGUCGAAACUCGCGAUGGAACGACCGUCAGCGCUACGCCAUGAACCAGUCAAUCCAGCAAGUAAUUUGGGAACGCCUCGAGGGCCUCGGUCUGAAGAAGCAGCUCCUCCCCCUCGGCGUCACCGACCCGGCUACACCUCAUGUUCCUAUCUUCGUCAGCGGCGAUAUCGCUCGCAAGUCGCGCGUUGUGGUUAUUUUUGGCGAGACAAUGCAGGAUCUUGGCGUACUAGCCUUCCGUGUGGCGGGUGGUCACGGAGGCGUGAACAAGGGCUCCGUCGUGUCCAUCGUGGCCGAACUCCAGAAGCAACGUUCCUCUGCCUCCGACGCAGAGCCGCCGGGUGUCGUCCUGGCUAACAUGGGCGAGCUCAUAUGGUUGCCCCAGGCGCAGCGUACUCUCAGCAUCCUCGCCUUCAACUGCGCACGCAUGAAAAGCGCCGUCCACAAAGGCAGGGUCGUGACGCCCGGGAACCUGGUCCCCGGUAAUGAAACCCCAAAGGCCCACGUCAAUUACAUAUUCAACGACGUCCUCCCACACCUUGUCAACGAUCGCGCCCGUCUCGACAUCAUCACCGUGGGCGAUAGUGCCGAAUUCGUCGAGCAGUACCUAGACCUACCUCCUGUAUGGCAGACUUGGCACAGGCGUAUCAAUUGCCUGGCCAUCGUUGGUGGGCAGUAUGCUAUAUGGGACCUUAACAACCAAGAGUUUAAGGAGUUCCUGAAAAAUAAAGCCCGUGCCUACACGACGUCGUUCGAGCCGGCCGGGAUGGUGCUCUCGGGCCCCGAAGGCAACCCGAAGACGACCGCCUUCACUCAGAUAGGUUGCCCCGUAUUCAGCAGCGGGGAGCCGCACUACACAGAGUGCACGCUCGUAGCCAGCGGCCGCAUCGUUCUCGAUUGGCUACACGAGGUAGCCACGACGCCCGACGGCGAGGACUACUCUAACCCCGAGUUCCAAAUUAUCUACGCCGAUCCCCCCGCCGAGGAGGUCGACGGGGUUGACUGGAGCCGGUGGAAGGAGGAGGACGCCGCUGCGGAGGAGAAGAAGGGGGAAGGUGAGGAGAAAAGUGAGAAGAAGGAAGGGCACGAGGGAGACGGGAAGUAGACUCUCGGUAGGAACCUGGGACGUCGUGAAGUGAUACGAGAAUUUGGAGGAACUGCGACACGCGAGCUUGCUUCCCGUCUAUCUCAAAAAGACAAGCACAAUAAUAAGUGCCCAUGGGACUCGCUCUCAAAGUACGAGGGAGAAGGGAUUUGCAGGCAGGAGGAAUAGUAAGCAGCUCCAGACAGAUGGGUAGCAAGUUGACAUAGACCUAAUAAAUGUGCGCUUCAUGCAUGCUUUUGAUGAACUCUCGCCUACUCCCCUCGCCGUAACUUUGCUAGGACUCUAGCACUUA
Molecule: messenger RNA, 1711 nt
Organism: Durotheca rogersii
Lineage: Eukaryota; Fungi; Ascomycota; Sordariomycetes; Xylariales; Xylariaceae
Exons: 4
Coding region: 181-1419 (412 amino acids)
Biological process (GO): regulatory ncRNA-mediated heterochromatin formation
Cellular component (GO): nucleus
Molecular function (GO): siRNA binding
Source: RefSeq, a predicted model, not a curated record